This is a messenger RNA of Caenorhabditis elegans, 781 nucleotides long. RefSeq lists its product as uncharacterized. NCBI's taxonomy places the organism in Eukaryota, Metazoa, Nematoda, Chromadorea, Rhabditida, Rhabditidae. The transcript has 6 exons. The record is from RefSeq and is marked reviewed. The coding region runs from base 15 to 671 and encodes 218 amino acids.
AAAGCUUUUUAAAAAUGCCAAAAGUUGCUUUUAUUCUAAUAAUUAGCUAUUUAUUAUUUUAUAAUAGUACAUCGAAAACACUAGAGGACCUGAACUCGAAGUAUUAUGAUUUUCAAGAAUCCGACACAGAUGUGAAUUCUUUGGAACAACGAAAACUUAUAUCUUUUUUAAAUUUCAUGAAAGAUAAUGAUCGAGAAUUACUUAUUAGUCGUAUUAGAAUUGAUGAAGAAGACAAUUCGCUGUCCAAAUUUUUAGUGGAUGCCUGGGAACUUGGCCAUAAUUUCCAGUUUGAAACAUUCUACAAUCCAAUUUACGUGUUAUGUCGUUGUAAUACUACAAAUACACUUCACAGAAGGGAAGGAGUUGUCCUGGAAGUGGUGGCUAAAAACGAAAAAUCUGAUAAAUUUGAACGUCAUAAGUGGAUCGCCAUUUUUCUUUCCGAAAAAGAAACAGGAUACUAUCUAGAAUACGUGGAACAUCUUGGUUCGAUUAAAUUAGAAAAUGUGAAUUCGGAAUUUGAAUCCGUGUUUAUUAUUAAUUCUAUUUAUGAAUGUCCGAGUCAUAAGCAGUUUUCAAUGAAUACAAAAAACUCAGGCAAAUUCCAAAACCGAGAUAAUAUUAUUUCAAAACACAUUGAACACGAGUGGACCGAAAGAGAAUACGAAGUAUGAAUAGAACGUGUUUCGAAUUCUCAUCUAGUUACUUUUACUAUUAUACCUGAUUUUAUUUUCACACGACAUUUUUCAUAAUAUUUGAAGAGAAUAGAAUAAAUAUCUUGUUU